AUGGCCGCCGUCGUGGUGCUGCUGGGCGACUGUCGAAUGGGCAUCCGACCAAGCACGCAAGCUAUGACGCAUCGGGGCGCCGCGCACGGCCACGGCUGUCUUCGGCCCACGGCCAGCACAGCAACACCACUACAACAGCACCACCACCACCACCACCACCACCACGACUACUACCAUUACUGCUACCAUUACUACCACCACCACCAAGCGGCCGCAGUCGUCGGCUGCCCGUUGUCCCAGCCCCUGCAGUAG
Exserohilum turcica Et28A is the source of this 252-nucleotide messenger RNA. RefSeq lists its product as uncharacterized. NCBI's taxonomy places the organism in Eukaryota, Fungi, Ascomycota, Dothideomycetes, Pleosporales, Pleosporaceae. The transcript has a single exon. The record is from RefSeq and is a predicted model, not a curated record. The coding region runs from base 1 to 252 and encodes 83 amino acids.